GACGGUCCGUGUUUCUGGAGUGUAAAGUGAAUUAAAUCUGCACACAGCUGAUUGUGGAGUGACUCCUACUUUUAGAUGCCUGAUGUUAAUCCAAGUGGAUCUUCUCCUCCACCUGUGAGUGGAAAUGUUGAAGAUCCCCACCGUCUGUUGAAGCUUCACUCAGAACUGCAUCAAUCAGAGGAACAAGUGAUACGUUUGCCAUACAAAGUGAACCUCACUGGGACUCGGUCUGUGCCACCACCUCAUACUGAACACGAUGUGGAGACUGAGGAGGUGAAUGACAGACCAGCAGGAUUAUCUACAGAAAACCUUAGUGUUUAUGAAACAGUUUCAAACAAAAGCAGAGAUGAAGUUAUUAAAGAAAUUAGCAUCAGCAGCACAACUUUCAUCGGUCCGACAUGUCGACCACAACCAGCGUUCGAGGAUGAACUGAGCGAGUUUUAUAAAGAGCUUGAGCAGAUUAACAACCAGGACACUGUUGAUGGAGACCAAGGAGGUCAUGAUGGUAUCCCUCAGGCCUGCAUUCCCACAGUCAAGCCUUCGUCUAGAAAAGAGACUCAGGGAAAUAAUCACAGGCAUGCCUACAGACCUUACCCACCAACUAAUACCCAUGCUGCGUAUCACAGGGACAAUGGGAACGCUCAGCGUUGGAGGUUGCCUACACCUGAUAUGACAUUCAAUAAUCCAAACUCUUUUAGCUAUUCAAAACAAUGGCAGCCUCCCCCACCUAGGCCUCCUUAUGGCCCACCAAGCUUCCAAUUUCAGGGACCACAGCAUGAGUUCUCUCCCCCACCACCUCAUUUUUUUGCAUCCCCUCCACACUUUGAGUCUCAGGUGAACCACUUAAGGGAUGUUGAGAGCAGCAGGUGGAGCUCAUGGGAAGGGACCCAGUUUCCUGCUGACAAGAGAUCAGACUGCACUGACUCAGUUACACAGUAUGGAAGAAACCCAUCAGACUGGCAGCAAUAUGAGGGUCAUCAUGAAGACCAACAGCAGCGUAACAAUGACACUUCUUUGGUUUUAAUUUUGUUGAGAGGACUUCCGGGAUCUGGGAAAUCGACUCUGGCCAAGGAACUAAUGUCCACUGGUCCCAAUGGGCUCAUAUUAAGCACAGACGACUACUUCUACCACAGAAAUGGCUACUUCUUUCAACCCGCUCAGCUCGGAGAUGCCCAUGACUGGAAUCAGAAAAGAACCAGAAAAGCUAUGACUGAGGGCCGCUCGCCUGUCAUUAUCGACAACACCAAUGUUAAGGCUUGGGAAAUGAAGCCAUAUGUUGCUGUGGCCUUAGAAAGUGGAUAUCGAGUGGAGUUUGCUGAACCUGACACCAGGUGGAAACGUGAUCCUGUUGAGUUAGAAAGGAGGAAUAAGCACGGGGUCCUGCGGGAUAGUAUAGCAAAGAUGUUGGAUCAAUUUGACUUUCCAGUUAGUGUGGACAUUGUGAUGAACUCCACUAAGCCUUCCCAUAAACGCAAACAGCAUCAUUCCAGACUACACAGAUGAAAAAAUAUGAACAGAUGAUUUUAAAUUUGAUAAAAAUGCUGAAUUGUAAUAAUUUUUUUAAAUAGUUGUAUUUAUAAUGAAAUUUUACACUUUGUAUUAAUUUUUAUGUAUUUUGGACAUUUCCCUUUUGCACAUAAAACAUUAAUUAAACCUU
Trichomycterus rosablanca is the source of this 1657-nucleotide messenger RNA. RefSeq names its product NEDD4 binding protein 2-like 2 (gene n4bp2l2). Gene Ontology annotation, biological process: negative regulation of transcription by RNA polymerase II. NCBI's taxonomy places the organism in Eukaryota, Metazoa, Chordata, Actinopteri, Siluriformes, Trichomycteridae. Gene Ontology annotation, molecular function: transcription corepressor activity. The record is from RefSeq and is a predicted model, not a curated record. Gene Ontology annotation, cellular component: nucleus. The coding region runs from base 76 to 1503 and encodes 475 amino acids. The transcript is spliced from 6 exons.